CUGCGACAUCAUCAACAAACGACAAACAUCACAAACAGGAUCCAGGAGGGGCUCAAAGGUGAUCAAGGUGAUCGAUGAUUCGGCCAUCAUCAGACUAGCAUGUCAGCCUGAGCUCCUUCUCGACCUCCCUUCACGUCUUUACUAGCUACACAUCGCACGGAAUCCACAUCCAAGCCAAAAAGGAGAGAUCUCAACCCGUACAUACCCGCUACGGCCGGAUUGACACAGCAGGAAACAAUCUGAAACCCGUUCAGGUGUUGCUGUCCUCUACGAGUCAGCGUUGAUAGAGGCUGAAAUGCAUCCUCAGAGGACUAGGUCUACUCGGCUCGGCGGUAACAACGCCUCUCAACCGCUAGGUUCGCCGAUUCAUCCUACCAAGUAUCCAUUGUCGCCCUCGUCGUCUAUAAGGAGUAAUGGCGGUAAAGGAACGCUUGAAGCGGGUGCGGGGUCGGUAGCAGACUUGGACUAUUCUGGCAGGGCAUCAUCUCUAGGAAACUCUGUUCCAUAUGAGCCGCCAAAGUUCCGAACAUUCCAGGAGAGAAAGAAGGAAAAAGACAGGCAACUCGCUCUCGCUGCGGGUCGCGAAUGGCAUGACCCUGACGUCCCGACGUCGAGUUCCGUCGCAGAGCUUGCUCAGGAGUUGGUUCAUCACUCUCGACCGGAAUAUCCGACGUCGAUGAAAUCAUCCCUGUCGAUGCCUUCGCCUAGGAGUCCUACUCCCAACUGGCCUGGACGGGAGCCAUCGAUAAUCUUGCCAGGCGUUGGCGUACCUUUGGCUCCCGCCAAUAUCCUCUCAUCAGAUAUCGCAACGGUCCGUCCGAACAAUGCUCGAAGGCCGUUGCCGUCGCCAACCCAGCGAACAAAUUCAAUAUCAAGCGAUAUUGCUCUCAGCGCGCACAAUUUCAGGGAGAGCGGGCUACCAAGGGCACAGGGUCCGCCUGAACCCAGCGUAGUCACCAUCGCCAGGUCCCCCAUUAAGCCAGAACCCCCUGCACGAAGCUAUCCAGACGGUGUUCCGACUUCUGCGCCCAAUAAUACAAGACGGCUCCCAAAGCCAAAAGCUUCGGUCUCAUCCAUCCGACAGCAGAUCGAACAAACAACGCUUGCCAAUGGCGAGACCCCCGAACCGUUGUCGGCUGCUCGUGCGCCAGGUGGCAGUGCAAGCAUUGAUUACGGUCCCGUUUGGCGGCGGGAUGCCUUCAACAGGACAGACACCGUUACCUCGGUCAAGUCUCUUGAUCGAUACGGUGCAUGUCAGCCGACCGAACGGCCGCUGCCGAUGCCUCCCGUAGGGGUAGGGUCGAGCAGGAGCCUCGACAGGAAACCGGUCGCGGUGUCUCCGAUGACAACGACUCCGAGUAUCGGGAGGUCGUCUCCCUCUGUUGGACUGCCUUCGGUUUCGGUUCAAGCGUCCGCUGACGGGGCUGCGCCGUACAGAUCGAGUACCGAGACAUAUAAGGUGCCUGGAGGCCGCGCAUGUCCCCCUGACCUUCCAGCAAUCGUGGCCCCUAGCGAUACCGAAACUGGCGACUCACGGGAUGAUCAUGUGGAAGUCCCCGCUCGCAUCCCUUCACCCAUGAGAUCGUAUUCAUACUCGACCGUUCCAAAGAUCUCGGUCGCAAGUAUGGCCACCGAGGAUUUCGACACUAUGCCAGCAAACAUACCUGGUAUCGUGCUCCCAGGUGGAGGGGAUGGCGUGAGCGACAUUGUCAUUUCGUUUGGGGCUCCCGAGGUACCUGCCAUCGUCAUGCCCGAGGACGAGCAGCCUUCGUCGUCGGAGAGAGCGCGCGAGCCGCCGGUUCAGCGAUCAGGCCCAGGCAUAUUUUGCGAGAGAUGCGACACCGCGAUCAUCGGCCGUAUCGUCUCCGCAAUGGAUAAGCGAUGGCAUCCCGCUUGCUUCCAAUGUUCAACGUGUCGGACGCUCUUGGAACAUGUGAGCAGCUACGAACACGACGGCAAAGCUUAUUGUCAUAUGGAUUACCACGAUCUAUUCGCACCCAAAUGCCAUUAUUGCGAGACUGCGAUCGUGGACUCGCGGUACAUUACAAUCGACGAUCCGGCUCUCGGACACCGCUACUACCACGAACUUCACUUCUUCUGCGGAGAGUGUGGAGAUCCAUUCUUGGAUCCUUCCAAGUCGUCGUCCGCUGGUACCGAGUUCAAUAAGGGGGCCGAUUCGAAGCAAGAAUCGGAUGACCUGACAAAGGAGUUUAUUAUCAACGGCAAGCAUGCCUUUUGCGUGGAAUGUGACGUCAAGCUGCACAGGCCUAAAUGUGCUGGUUGCCGCAAGCCGAUCAGGGACGAGGCUUUGGGAGCGAUGGGAGCCAAGUGGCAUAAAGAGUGCUUCUGCUGUGCACAAUGCGACGCAUCUUUUCCAAAUGGGACGUUCUUUCCGAUGGACGACGAGCCGUUUUGCCAGGAUUGCUACACUGCUAGCCUGCAGAAUGGCCGAUAGGAGGCAUAGAAACGAAUCACGGCACCCGCCUGACUGAUCACAGAGUUCCACUUUGCCGGCGGGCUGUCGAAUUAGGAGAAGACUCACGACAGACCUUGCCUUGAUACCACUCAUGAAUGACGAUAUCGACGAGUUGGAUAUUGAACGAUUAUACAACAUGACGCGCAAGUGACAUCUGCGCAACGACAUUA
Messenger RNA from Filobasidium floriforme, 2646 nucleotides. RefSeq lists its product as uncharacterized. Gene Ontology annotation, cellular component: stress fiber; adherens junction; filamentous actin. The transcript has 3 exons. The record is from RefSeq and is a predicted model, not a curated record. Gene Ontology annotation, biological process: muscle structure development; actin cytoskeleton organization. Gene Ontology annotation, molecular function: muscle alpha-actinin binding; actin binding. The coding region runs from base 296 to 2455 and encodes 719 amino acids. NCBI's taxonomy places the organism in Eukaryota, Fungi, Basidiomycota, Tremellomycetes, Filobasidiales, Filobasidiaceae.